Messenger RNA from Sphaeramia orbicularis (orbiculate cardinalfish), 979 nucleotides. RefSeq names its product OCIA domain containing 2 (gene ociad2). The coding region runs from base 119 to 622 and encodes 167 amino acids. NCBI's taxonomy places the organism in Eukaryota, Metazoa, Chordata, Actinopteri, Kurtiformes, Apogonidae. Gene Ontology annotation, cellular component: mitochondrial inner membrane. The transcript is spliced from 8 exons. The record is from RefSeq and is a predicted model, not a curated record.
CGUAAUUUUUUAAAGCAGGUUUAUUUAACUGCUUUGGUGCCAAGUUUUUAAUCAGUGCUGUUAAUGUGGAUUCUGUAGGACAGUGUGGUCAGAAUAAGGUUGCUGGUCGCUGCUGAUCAUGAGUUCUGAAGAAACGGAGCAAACUAUAGUCGUGAAGACCGAGGCUGCAGCUACUGGCCCCGGCUCAGCUGAAGUGAAAGGAAAGUGGAAGUGUCCUGUGAGUGAUCGUCACAUCCAUAGAGAAGAUGUGAAGAAGGUUUGGAAAGAAUGCCAGGAGGAGAGCUUCUGGUACAGAGCUCUUCCCCUCUCCCUGGGUGGCAUGGCUGUAACUGGUGGUCUCAUCUACAAUGGUGUUUGGAAAUCAUCCAAGCGUUUUGGUCCAUUCCCAAAACUAGCAAUUGCUGGAAUCCUUGGUUAUAUGGUUGGAAAAGCAUCUUAUAUGGAAACUUGUCGAAGCAAAUUCAAAGAGCUCGGCAUUGGACCAGGACCCUGGGGUGAGGGAGGACGCCCUGGACCUUUUGGUCCUCCUGGACAAAUGUGGGGAAAACGAUCCUGCAACCAUGUGUGUGAAGAAUGUAAGAAAAAAUCUCCAGCAGCAUCUGCUGAACAAGCACAAGCCUAGAGCCUUGUCAAGAAGUCACUUUCUGCGUGGAUUUCAGUUGCACCUUUGUAAUAUCUUCAUACAGCAUCGAACAUGUUAUAAGUGUCGUUUAAUCUAUUCUCGAACUGUAUUCUGAUUUUGAGAGCAUAGUUGAAGUAAUACAUAAAACUACCACAAGGGGGCGGUAAUGUCUUUUCAAAGACCAUAGUCUGAAUGCAAUGUAGGACAAUACAUACAGAUUUAACCAUAUGGAUUUAACUGUAUUAUUAAGAUAUUCUUGCUCGAUUGCUAAACGGAACUUCACAUAUUAACACUGCAAAUCAGCCAAUUACAAAAACCCAUGUAUAUAAUACAAUACAAAUAAAUGCAUGCAGAAGA